Messenger RNA from Capronia epimyces CBS 606.96, 210 nucleotides. RefSeq lists its product as uncharacterized. Gene Ontology annotation, cellular component: oligosaccharyltransferase complex. NCBI's taxonomy places the organism in Eukaryota, Fungi, Ascomycota, Eurotiomycetes, Chaetothyriales, Herpotrichiellaceae. The record is from RefSeq and is a predicted model, not a curated record. The transcript has a single exon. The coding region runs from base 1 to 210 and encodes 69 amino acids.
AUGAUCACCGACGACCAACUCUACUCGCUGGCCAUUUUCCUCGGCGCCGCCGCCAUGCUGUUGAUUGUGCUGUACCACUUCCUCGAAGUCAACGCCCAAGACGGUGCCGACCUGACCAGCGACCUGACCAGCGACAAGAGUGGAGUGGGGGCUGUCAAGCCUGCACAGUCUCAGACACAGACACAGACACAGUCACAGUCACAGUUAUAG